Molecule: messenger RNA, 2176 nt
Organism: Elaeis guineensis (African oil palm)
Lineage: Eukaryota; Viridiplantae; Streptophyta; Magnoliopsida; Arecales; Arecaceae
Biological process (GO): regulation of DNA-templated transcription
Molecular function (GO): RNA binding
Source: RefSeq, a predicted model, not a curated record
GCCCUUAGGCGACGUCUGUCGUCCAUCCUUUCACCUUGUUCUGCGCUCUGAUCAAGAGAGAGAUGCGGCCCCGCGAAAGAGAGGAGGCUCCGCCGCCGGAACCCUCGCCGCCACCUCGGGUGGCUCGCACCGGAGGUGGUCUUAGCAGUAUGGUGGUGCGGCCGUCCGACAGCGGCGGAGCGGGCGACGUCUUGGAGGCCGAGGAAGUUCACCCCGCGAGCGACCGCCGCGAAUCGCCGUCGGGACUCCGCCGCCGAGACUCUCCGCGCAAUCCUCGCCGCCGGGACUCGCCGCUGGAUUUACGCCGUCGCGACUCAUCGGCGUUCCGCCGCCACGGCAACUCGCCGCCGCCCCUUCACCGCCGGGACUCUCCGCCGCCUUACCGCCGCCGUGGCUCUCCGCCGGAUUUCCACGGCCGCGGUAGUCCUACUGGCUUCCACCCUCGUUACCAGCGAUUCAGUCAAGAUUUACAUGAGGUUAGGGGUAUGGUAUGGAAAAGAAAAGGUUCCAUUUCACCUACACAACGGCAAAGGCUGGAUGAUGCUCGUUAUGACCUGGAGUUCGAUAGGCCAGCAGGACAACGUUUUAGCCGUGGACUUCGAGGUGGCAGAGGAGGUGGAAGGUUUCGAGAUGUUUCCCCACCUUAUGGACCUGGAAGGGGUGGCAGGUCAUUUGGGAGGGGCUACAAUGCAUCCGGUCGAGGUUUCCCACCCUUUGAUGGAGAAUAUGUUCAUAGAAAUGAUCCUAAUUUAUCUCCUAGAGAAGGUGACUGGAUCUGCCAGAAUCCCUCUUGUGGGAAUCUGAAUUUUGCACGGCGGACUUACUGUAACAACUGUAGCAAGUAUCGCUAUGGACCUGAACUCCAUGGUCGCAGUCGCAGUCCUCAGAGGGGUUACUUCAACUCUCCUCCCCCUCGUGGGUCUCCACCAAGGAUCUUGGGUCCAACUAUUGAUCGUGGCCUGCGAAGAGACUUGGUUAGAUAUAGAUCCCCACCUCGUGGUUGGGACAUGGAUGGGCUCAGGGAUUUGGAUGCUAGCUCACCAACCCCAGGGCGUGGGGGAAGGUUUGUGGAUCACAUGCGGAGGGAGAGACCUGAUUACCAUGAUGAACUCGAUUACAGGGGCAGAGGCAAAUUUGACUUGGCGGUGCUUGAUGAGUGGGAUCGUAGAGACCGCAUGAGGGAUGGAUUCAUUACUGAUAGAAGAGGCUAUGAUCGACGCCCCCCAUCACCCCGUGGUCGGUGGGGGCAUGAUUCAAGGGAAAGAAGCCGCUCGCCGAUGGGGAACAGGCCACUGAAGAGUUCUUUUAUGGGCCGAGGUCGAGAUGAUCGACAUUUAGACGGUUCAUAUACAGGUCGAGGGCGAACUGAUGAUUUGGAUGUGGGUCGUGGACGUGGACGGGGUUAUCGGCAGGGUGGUGGUUCUUUUGCCGGUCCAGGCCAAGGUGAUCGGCGGGGCAUAGCCCGCGGCAGGAAUGAUGAUAUGUAUUAGGUGCUAGAUAAACAAAUGAAAGGCAUUCAGGUAGGAAAUUUUUGUGGGAUCUGCUUUUGCUGGGAUAACCCUUCUUAAACUGAGACUUGGAAUUUCUCCAGCUUAGCAAGUUCUUCAGGCACCUUGCAUGUCCAUUUUGGUGGUUGUAGUGUCUCUGUGGCUUCUUAAUUCAGAUUUUCUUCAUUAUGUAAGAGUUUUUGUUGGGCUAAGGUUGAACAAAAGAGAAUCUUGUUCAUGUUGGAAUGGUCAGUUUAGUUUUUAUCCAGAUGGAGGUUCCUUGGGUUCUGCUUGAUCUCUGUUCGGAUGCUUCAAUUUGUUAUCGAGAUAGGAUCUGUGGUUCGGCUUCAUGCAUAUCUGGACAAGGCUAUGCAAGAUUAAGAGCUGCUGCUAAUUGGAUUUUCAAGUGAAGCAUCACAGGUCAUGGGGGUUGGCUCGUUUUUCGCGUUGGUUGCUCUGUCCGGUGCUACAUGUUUCUGUGGACUUGCCGUAUGCUUCUUCGGAUGGGAAAUUCCUCCCCAAAAGACUUCGCAGUUGAUAUUGCUGGAAAGGACAAUCGGCACUGCUCGUUGAUUGAGUGGAGGUCUAACGGUGAUCCUAUGUCUGAGGCAGUGUUUAGAAUUUUGAUGCGUGGGUGUCUUUUGCAUUGCCGAUUCUAUUCUAAUCAACUAACUGUUUGCUGGUGGAUA